Messenger RNA from Dibothriocephalus latus, 1476 nucleotides. Lineage: Eukaryota; Metazoa; Platyhelminthes; Cestoda; Diphyllobothriidea; Diphyllobothriidae. The record is from the annotation of a GenBank genome assembly.
AUGGUCUCCGAUCCCAAGUUAAUGCUUGGUAAAGGUUUCACUUUACGCGAGUUACUGCGGACAUAUAUCGAUAAACUCCUGCAGAAAAUGACGAACCCGUCUCGAAUCCUCCUCCAGCUGGUCGUCCGCAUUGUUCUCUAUGAUCCGAAAUUUCUUACGAAGUACGUCCGUCUAUUUCGAAUAAGUCGUUUUAGAAAAAUACGUGGCGGAUCUAUUGAUGUGCAUCCAUUUGAAAAAGCAUUGGUUGUUCAUUAUGAGACCGAGGCAGCUAUUUUGGGUGAUCACGGAGGUCCAAUGAUAGGAGACAAGAAACAAUGCCAAAAAAUUAUUCGUCUGAAGAACCUCAACAGUAAAACAGACAUUCCAGAGUUGGCAGCGAAAAUUGUUGAGAACUGCAACCUGAUUUCCCCAUUUCAACUGCCAGAGGUUGAGCAUCUUUUGCGAUAUCUUCUAAAACGAAAACCCAAAAAGCCGGAGAGUCGCGAGACAGCCUCAACUCCAGGAAAGCCAGCGGAUCCGGGAGCCUUUGAUUCAACGGAAAUUGAUGAGACUGCACAUAUGACGGAUAUCGAUGAUUAUUUAGAGCUUUUGUAUGAAGACACGAAGGACAAGUUGCGAGCGUCUGCACUCAUUCUCCAGUUGGCAAGAAACCCAGAUAACCUUGAGGAACUCUAUCAAAACGAAAUCCUGGUGGGUGCCCUGGCGAGAGUCCUACGAGAAGACUGGAAGAAGAGCACCGAUCUCACCACUAACCUCAUCUACGUUUUCUUCUGUUUUUCCUCUUUCACAAAUUUCCACGGCGCCAUCCUGCACUUCAAAAUAGGUGCUCUGACAAUGACUAUCCUGGACCACGAAAUGAAAAAAUAUGGCCUGUGGACUGAAGAGCUAGAAAAGAAGCGCCGAGAUCAUGGAGAAUAUAGCCUCGACUUCAAGUCGAGUGAUGACAAAUUUGGAGUAUUAUUGAAAAAGCAGGAGCAACUUUUCCGCGUUGCCAUCUACCUCCUGUUCAACAUAGCUGAGAAUGUCGAUGUUGAAGGAAAGAUGCAGAAAAAGGGCAUUGUUAGCAUUCUCUGUCACUGUUUAUGCCGCAAAAACUAUGAGCUAAAAAUCUUAGUGGUCUCAUUUCUGAAGAAACUGAGCAUCUUCAAGGAAAGUGUUGCCGACAUGCACGCGAAUGGUGUCGUACCUCUCCUGAUGCCGAUUCUCAAUGUUGAGGAACGCGAACUCGUAAGCAUCAGCCUUCGUCUCCUCUACAACCUCACUUUUCACAAUGAUAUACGAACAUCUAUGUUAUCCAGUGGUUUAAUUCCGGUUAUCACGUCCCUCGUAGGUUCGUUUGAUUUCCCUAUAUCUUGUUUUUGGCCAGUACUUCGAUUGACUCUUACGGUUUUUUCACCGAUUCCGCAUUUUAAUUUGGUACGGAGCAAAAUAUGCGCUUUAAAAUUUUCGGGUGAGCUACGAAAUGAAUCCAGAUAA